This is a messenger RNA of Brassicogethes aeneus, 2031 nucleotides long. Lineage: Eukaryota; Metazoa; Arthropoda; Insecta; Coleoptera; Nitidulidae. The record is from the annotation of a GenBank genome assembly.
AUGUUAAAAGCAACUAGAAGUAACACAAAAAUAUACUUAAUUGGGUCCAAGAAAAGUGAAAUUUUAGGUAGUAAGCUCCCGUGUAAUAGACAAGUGUUAAGUACGUUCUUUUAUUAUCACAGAACACUAAGAAAGACUAUUCGUGAUAGUUCCCGUGCGGUUAUAAAAGAAGUUAAGACAUUUUGGUCAAAAGCCCGUAUACCAAUAAGAGAAGAGCAACACGCAAUAGCGAAGCUAGAAAAACUUCACGGAAGUUGGAAUCUAUUAAAAAAGAGCUCUAAAAGAAAAAGUGCAACUCAACGUUUAAAAGAACAAAAUUUUAUUGAUACUUUAGAAGAUUUAUUUGAUAUAGCCCAUGCGGAUGCACUCACCCUAAUUAAAAUUGAAGAAGACCGAAACUUCUUAAUAGCGCAGCGAGAAAAAAAGCGGCGUGGCUGCAUUAUGGGAAGAGACAAAGUUUUACAUCUAAAAGAAUGUAAAGCUGAAAAGAGGAAGAAGGAAUACCAGCUUAGAUGUGAACGUGAAGAGCAACGAAAAUACACUAAUAGUAGUAGUGAGUUUGUCAGUGACGUGUUAAGAACAAGCACAGACCUCGGGUCAGACAGUAGUUAUAAUAGCGAUAAUAAUUUCUCGAUUUCGAGUAACUACAAUAAACAGAUGCCUGAAAAGGAAAAGGUGCAAAAGAGAAAGAAAGUUCGUGGCACUGGAAGCACAUCUCUAAUCACACCCCAUCUCGCUGCUACGCUUGACAGAGCUAAUAUAAGUGACCGAAAAGCGACUUUUAUAGUCACUGCUACGCUUCAAAGUCUGGGUCAGAACGUUGCCAAUAUCCCACUGAGUCGCUCAUCUCUGCGAAGAGCGAGGCAAAAUGCUCGUGCCAAGCUCUCUACAAAUAUAAAAAAUAAUUUACAAGCUCAAGGGCCUUUCAUAGUGCAUUGGGACGGAAAACUUCUGCACCCAACUAUUAAAAAUGUUACAGAUAGUUCAUCCAACGACGAAGACUUUGCUAAAGAUCAAGACUUUAAGUGGUCCUAUCCUUUACAAAACGAACAGAAAAAACAAAAACCAGAAGAAAAAUCCAGUCAAAUGAGAGUUCCAUUGACAAAUAUCGCCAAAAUUGCUGAUAUGACUGCCAUCCAGGAUGAAAUUCAGGGUGUAUUGGAGUUUGCAGAGAAACAACUUGAGGUAAUUCAGCCGCGUGAGGAUUACAGAGAAAUUCUUGAGCUUCUUAUAAUUUUUCUUGGAGGAACCCCUCCCCGUGGUGUACGAUUUCGUUCUCCAGGAGCUCUGCAUCACGCUAGAUGGAUGGCUAAGAUCCUAUACAGCCUUAAGUUAUGGAUGUUUCGAGGACAGUUUAAGCUAACUCUACAGGAAGAAAAAGCCCUUAAAGACAUUUGCAUUUUUAUUAUCCGAAUAUAUUUAAAAAAUUGGUUUGGUGCUCCUUUACCUAUACAAGCACCAAGAAACGACCUUAAACUUUUAAAGCAACUUAAAGAGUAUGAAGAAAAAAAUUUAACUGUGUCUCAGAUUGCACUUGAAAAAUGGAAACGACAUCUUUGGUAUCUUAGCGAUCACCUUGUAGCACUUGCUUUUUUUGAUAUGGGUAUUUCACCUGAAGAAAAAGAGAGAAUGGUUAUUGCUCUACACGAGAAUCAGGGAGAGGCCGAACCCUCAAAGAGAGCAAACAUAAUAAAUCUUCAAAAACCCAUAAAUGGUAUGACAAUAGCGAACUUCGUGACAACGAACACUGUUUUUUUCUUUAGAAAUUUAGGAAUUGAUAUGGAAUUCCUUCAAAUGAAACCUGAAAAAUGGGCAAUGCAAAAAAGUUAUCAGGAUGGCCUUGAAAUAGUAAAAAAUCUCCGUGUGGUAAAUGACAAUGCGGAGAGGGGUGUAGCCCUCAUUGAAGCCUAUUCUUCCACAAUUACAAAGAAUGAAGAACAAAAGCAAUGUCUUCUUCAAGUUGUGCAGGAACAUCGACAAAGAUACCCUGAUUGUAAUAAAAAAACCAUUGUAAAACCUUUUGAUUUCUAA